AUGGUGGCCAAGCCACCGAGCCUCCGCGGCGCCGACGUGCGCGUGGGCGGCGAAGCUUCCUGGCAUGAGCGGUGGCACGACCGCGGCCCAGCUGGGCCAGCACCGUCACGUCGCGGCCUCUGCGGGGAAACAUUCCCCGGAUUUGACGACCUCUACUGCAAGUUCUGCUUUGUCUACGGCCAAGACUGGGUUCCCACAGCGGGUCUGGAGGAGGGCAUCUCCCAGAUCACCUCCAAGAGCGACGUCGCGCCCACCACGCUCGUCUGGAACUUCCCCAUCGACAUUACCUUCAAGAGCACCAACCCGUCCGGCUGGCCGCAGAUUGUAGUGAGCGUCUACGGACCCGACUUUUUUGGAAAUGAUGUGGUCAGAGGUUAUGGAGCUGUUCACGUUCCCUUCACACCCGGAAGGCAUACAAGAACCAUCGCUAUGUUUGUUCCAGAGUCCACAUCUAGGCUGCAGAAGUUUACAAGCUGGUUCACAGGGAGACGUCCAGAAUUUACUGACCCCAGAGUGGUAGCACAGGGAGAAGGAAGAGAAGUAACGAGGGUGCGAUCUCAAGGCUUUGUGACCAUUUCCUUCAACGUGGUGACCAAAGAUAUGAAGAAGUUGGGCUAUGACGUGAGCCCGAGCGACAUGCAGAACCCUUCUCUGGUGCCUGUUACGGAAGGGAUUCAUAAGUAUUGAACUCGGGCGUGAGACGCUCAAAGGCUCACAGGCAAGUUAAGCGCUUUGGGGCUUUUUGUGGCAGAGGGAAAUGAGUAUCUGACUAAACUGAGAUGUCGUCACUUGAGACCGUUAUUCAUUCCAAAAGCAACACAAGCCCAUGAGGCUUUGGAAUAAUUACCUGAGUAUAAUCCUUUCAGUAAGCAUACAGGUUGAAGUAUUCUGUAAAUUAAUGUCAUCGGAUAAUAUUUAGCAUUUUUAUGAGUAACAUCAGACUAUCUCAAAAUAAGACCUGUAACAAAAUAUUUUUUAUAACAGCCUUUUGCACACUCUUUAUAUACUUAAAGAAUAGGAACGUUUAUAGUUGUAGCAGUUUUCCUGUGUUUAAAACAUCAUUGCAAACCCAGUUCUUUUUACUAACGUUUUUUUGUGGUAGAAAUGGGAAAUUGAAAUUAUUGCACCUUCCAAAAAGGAGGGAAUAUGGAAACCCUCCCGUGAAACGCACAUGCAGUUCUCCAUGCCACGUGCUUCCCUCUGCAAAAGCAACAGCAGUUUUCAGUAUAAUCCCGCAUAGUCCUUUAGAAUUUGUGCGACUGGUUAAAAUAGCUCAUGCACUGCGGAAACAAACCUUUCCGCAUUUUUCAGUGAAGCCACAUGGGCUUUUGCAUUUAGAACAAGAUGACAACUCUUCCAUUUCCAGAUUUUCUUUCUGCAUCAUUU
Molecule: messenger RNA, 1386 nt
Organism: Aptenodytes forsteri (emperor penguin)
Lineage: Eukaryota; Metazoa; Chordata; Aves; Sphenisciformes; Spheniscidae
Product: B9 domain-containing protein 1
Exons: 7
Coding region: 1-687 (228 amino acids)
Biological process (GO): cilium assembly
Cellular component (GO): MKS complex
Source: RefSeq, a predicted model, not a curated record